Neopelma chrysocephalum (saffron-crested tyrant-manakin) is the source of this 1207-nucleotide messenger RNA. It is a transcript of the gene LURAP1L, whose product is annotated as leucine rich adaptor protein 1 like. Gene Ontology annotation, biological process: positive regulation of canonical NF-kappaB signal transduction. The coding region runs from base 98 to 661 and encodes 187 amino acids. NCBI's taxonomy places the organism in Eukaryota, Metazoa, Chordata, Aves, Passeriformes, Pipridae. The transcript has 2 exons. The record is from RefSeq and is a predicted model, not a curated record.
UGGGUCUCGGCGCCUCCGCGCCCCGGCAGCGGCCGGACGGACGCGGGUAGAGCCGGAGCUGCUGCCGCCGCCGCCGUAGGCCCGUGCCGGGCAAGCCAUGGAGCUGCCUGACCUCCGCGACGUGGAGCAGAAACUGGGGCGCAAAGUGCCCGAGAGCCUGGCGCGGCCCCUGCGCGGGGAGGAGCUGGUGGCCCGCCCCGCCGCCGCGGCCCCCGGCCCCCGGCACCGCCGCGCCGCCGCCCUGGCCCGUCUGGAGGCGAAACUUCAGCUCCUGAGGCAGGAGAUGGUUAAUCUCCGAGCCACUGAUGUGAAACUUAUGCGCCAGCUCCUCAUCAUCAAUGAAAGUAUUGAAUCAAUCAAGUGGAUGAUUGAAGAGAAAGCCAUUGCCAGUAGAGGCAGCAGUUUGAGUGGCAGCCUGUGCAGCUUGCUGGAAAGUCAGGAGACAUCCCUCCAUGACAGCUGUAACAGUUUACAAGACUGUAGUGAUGGACUGGAUGGAAUAUCAGUGGGGAGUUAUCUGGACACCUUAGUGGAUGAUGUCCCUGGUCACCAAAGUCCUUCAGAUAUGGACAAGUUCAGUGAUUCUUCUGUUACGGAGGACCCACAGCCUCUUCAUAAGCAUCCCAAAAUUGAUUCUGAUGAGUACUACUGUUUUGGUUAAUAAGGAAAAGUUCCAGUGGGACACAAAUGCACUUGUACUUAUUCUUUUUCUUUGCUGCUAUUUUAUUUCAUGUGCAAAAGCCCCAAAGUUCUCUUGGAAGGAGAACAUAAUAUGAUACUUCAAUGCUACUGCAUAACUUUUCUGUUGCUUCUAAUGCAUUUUCUCCUUGGUAGGUUGGGCUUUUCUUCUCCUCGCAUUUUCUUUUUCAUAAUUUAUUGUCACAAUUUUUCUUUCUAUUUUUUUUGUUUCCAUUUUUUACAAUGCUGUAUUUACAAGUCUUUAAAAGUGGUGAAGAAAAAGCUUUAUCUUUAAAAUGAGACAUCAGGGAAUGAGAGCAACAAUUUUGUAUUUGUUAGCAAUAAAAUAUCUUCUAAAAAAUAUAUGUUGCCAUAAAUUUUAUUGACUAUCAGGUUUGGUCUUUCCAAAGACACUGUUUUUAUUGAGCCUUAAAUCUGAAUCUUGAAAAUACCUCUAAAAAUAUUUUUUCUUUUAUAAGCAAUGAAAUUUGGUUCUGUUAGGCUGUCUUCACUUGAAAUAUAAAGUAUC